Messenger RNA from Cercocebus atys (sooty mangabey), 3218 nucleotides. RefSeq names its product G protein-coupled receptor 4 (gene GPR4). Gene Ontology annotation, biological process: G protein-coupled receptor signaling pathway. Gene Ontology annotation, molecular function: G protein-coupled receptor activity. Gene Ontology annotation, cellular component: membrane. The record is from RefSeq and is a predicted model, not a curated record. The transcript has 2 exons. The coding region runs from base 1998 to 3086 and encodes 362 amino acids. Lineage: Eukaryota; Metazoa; Chordata; Mammalia; Primates; Cercopithecidae.
GUCUCUGUGUAUCUCUUUGCUCUCUCCCUUCAUGUCUCUCCGUCUCUCUCUAUUGCCCUGUCUCUGUCUCUCCGUCUCUUAUAAGCCUGUUUUGGCACCUUCUGCUCUGUCUUCUCUCCUUCCAAAUCCUCCGCAUCCUGGAACUUUCCUCUGGGCUGGGAAGCUGCUUGGGGGUAGAGGGCAGGAGGCUUGUGACCUGGGGCAGGAGGACUCUAAGUGACACCCUGACCCCAGCGCCCUCUUCCCGGAGCCACCCCACUGCCCCUGAAGUCGCACCCACCCCGCCCGCCAAUUUCAGGAAUUCCUGGCUGGGGGGUGAACUUCCUCGCCUACUUCCUCUCUUCCAGGAUUUGGCUGGGUCACCGUUAACUCUUUCCUGCUUCCGCCUCACUCUCCCCCCGGGGAACUGGACAACCCCUCCUCCCAAACUAGGCUGAGGAACAGCCCUAGAAUGUCUGGGAGGCAUCGGUUGUGGGAUGUGGGUGUGCGCACUCGGGCUGGAUGUGCAUUGGGGAAUUUGUUUGGGGCAGAAGUGGAGAAGAUGGGGCCACACCCCCCAGUGCCCCCUCCAGAGCCCAUCAUCAGCACCCCUCCUCCUGAACCCACAAGGGGGCACCCGCCCCCAGAUCUGUCUCUGUAGAUGAACUUGACUUCAGGUUUGGGGUGAGGAUGAGGAGGUUUUCUUUUCUGGGGGAAUCCCAGCUGAAGAGGAUAAGAGACCCAUGGGGGCCCCUGGAACCCUGGGAAUCAUAUGAUCAAGAACCUUGAACGUGAAUAUCUUUUAAUGGAAGGGCCCAGAUGGAAGAAGGAUCAGAGGGGAGGCCUGGAAAUUCCAGAUCCUUCCAAUGAAAGGUCCUGGGGAUACUGGAGUCCUUCAAUCCAAAAAGAGGAGUGUUGAAAUCUUGGCACAUUUCAGUGAUGGCAGCUGAGAGUUGGAAAGGGUUUGCAGAGCCACCUAGGCCAACUCCCCCCACCCCCAUUUUAUAGAUGGAGAAACUGAGGCCCAAGAGCAGAAGUCCCCACAGUGAGUCAGUGCCAGGCUGGAGGGUUGGGACCCCAGUUUUCAACCGAAGCCCAAAUCCAGAGAGCUGGCUUCUUCUUCUACCACUAAGCCGGAUUAAUUUGGGGAAAGAGGUCUUCUCAAUGAGGAGGGAGAGAUGCCAGGGCACUGCAAAGUCAGCGGUGAACUGACUUCAUCCCAGUCUCUCAGCCCCCACCAGGACCAAUCUGGAGUCCCUCCCCUGCCCCCAUUCAAAUUUCCCUUCUGUCCCCAAACUCAUCUCUGAUCUAGACCUUACUCACCUGCUUCCUGUUUCCUAAGACUCCUUCCUGCAGUCCCCAGACUGAGCCUUUUGUCUUUGUCCAACCUGUGCCAGACACCUCCUUUUCCAGAACGUUCUCCUUACUAGUGACCUUAUCUCUGUUUCUUUCUGGGGUCCUAGGAAAUGCCAGCACUCCCAUCCGCAUUGCCUGGACUUUCCGACACUCCCUAACUGCCCUGUGUCCUAUCUCAACACUGUCUCAUGUAUUUCCUGUGUCUUCUAGAACAUCCCCCAGCCAUUAUUACUUCAGUAUGGCUACACAUACUUCCUAACUGCCCUGCAAACAUCUCCUUCUCACCGUUGCCCAGUGAUGCUUUCGUCCCCUCCAUAAACACUCCCCGAGACCAAUUUUUGUGUCACCCCUAUACUCCCUCAUUGACACCCUGAUUAACUCUAUACAUAACCUCCUUGACAAACCUCUUUAUUAAUCUCAUCAUCCUCCAGACUUCCUUCCUGUCAUAACUCCAUCCCUCCUCCAACUUUUCCCUCUCAAGCUCUGCCCUUCCCAGCCCAGCCCAGCCUACCCGACCUCAACUCUUCCCUGUAGACUACAUCCCACCAUGUUCCCCUGAGCCUCCAAGGAAGGGGCUCAGGGGGCCCCAUGGCCUCCCGCUCCCCGUGGCCCCACAGCCCCCGUGGGCCAGGGGAAGCGUCCCAGAAGCCGAAGUGCCCACCAUGGGCAACCACACGUGGGAGGGCUGCCACGUGGACUCACUUGUGGACCACCUCUUUCCGCCAUCCCUCUACAUCUUCGUCAUCGGCGUGGGGCUGCCCACCAACUGCCUGGCUCUGUGGGCGGCCUACCGCCAGGUGCAACAGCGCAACGAGCUGGGCGUCUACCUGAUGAACCUCAGCAUCGCCGACCUGCUGUAUAUCUGCACCCUGCCGCUGUGGGUGGACUACUUCCUGCACCAUGACAACUGGAUCCACGGCCCCGGGUCCUGCAAGCUCUUCGGGUUCAUCUUCUACACCAACAUCUACAUCAGCAUCGCCUUCCUGUGCUGCAUCUCGGUGGACCGUUACCUGGCCGUGGCCCACCCACUCCGCUUCGCCCGCCUGCGCCGCGUCAAGACCGCCGUGGCCGUGAGCUCCGUGGUCUGGGCCACCGAGCUGGGCGCCAACUCGGCGCCCCUGUUCCAUGACGAGCUCUUCCGAGACCGCUACAAUCACACCUUCUGCUUUGAGAAGUUCCCCAUGGAAGGCUGGGUGGCCUGGAUGAACCUCUAUCGGGUCUUUGUGGGUUUCCUCUUCCCGUGGGCGCUCAUGCUGCUGUCGUACAGGGGCAUCCUGCGUGCAGUGCGAGGCAGCGUGUCCACCGAGCGCCAGGAGAAGGCCAAGAUCAAGCGGCUGGCCCUCAGCCUCAUCGCCAUCGUGCUGGUCUGCUUUGCGCCCUAUCACGUGCUCUUGCUGUCCCGCAGCGCCAUCUACCUGGGCCGUCCCUGGGACUGCGGCUUCGAGGAGCGCGUCUUUUCUGCAUACCACAGCUCACUGGCUUUCACCAGCCUCAACUGUGUGGCGGACCCCAUCCUCUACUGCCUGGUCAACGAGGGUGCCCGCAGCGACGUGGCCAAGGCUCUGCACAACCUGCUCCGCUUUCUGGCCAGCGACAAGCCCCAGGAGAUGGCCAACGCCUCACUCACCCUGGAGACCCCACUCACCUCCAAGAGGAACAGCACAGUCAAGGCCAUGACUGGCGGCUGGGCGGCCACUCCGCCCUCCCAGGGGGACCAGGUGCAGCUGAAGAUGCUGCCACCAGCACAGUGAACCCCGUGUGGCACAGAACCCCCAGUUUUCCCCUCUCAUCCCACAGUCCCUUCUCUCCUGGUCUGGUGUAUGCAAAUUGUAUGGAAAAAGGGCUAUGUUAAUAUAAGAAUACAAGAACUUAGGAAGAGUGAG